Molecule: messenger RNA, 1589 nt
Organism: Plectropomus leopardus (leopard coralgrouper)
Lineage: Eukaryota; Metazoa; Chordata; Actinopteri; Perciformes; Serranidae
Product: interferon-induced protein 44-like
Biological process (GO): immune response
Molecular function (GO): GTP binding
Source: RefSeq, a predicted model, not a curated record
AUUUCCGUUGAAGCCCUGACUGAGAGAUCACACAUCAGUCACAGCGACAGCGACUUUUACCUCAACACCUCUACUUCUGCAGGUCAGUUUGGACAGUCUACCGGCCGUCAUGCCUGUAAUCAAAUCCAGCCUGUCUAAAAAUCAGCAGAGAAAGCUGCUCUCCCUCCUCGGUCACGUCAGACUCCACCUGCUCUACAAAGCUAGCGUCCAUGGCUUCAGUGGUGCUGCUUUCCAUCGCCGCUGUGACGAACAGGGGCCCACUGUCAUUGUUGCCUACAAUGCUGCUAGUUUCGUCUUUGGGGCCUACACCUCUAAAGACUACACCCAGAGUGGAGAUAAUGUCUAUGAUGAGGGGGCCUUCCUCUACAGCAUCAGGGAGUGGAUAAACUGGCCACUGAAGGUGACAUCUAUCAGAGGACAGCCUGCAUUCACAGAUGAUGCCACUGGUCCAAAUUAUGGUGAUUUGGUGUUCCUGCAUGAGGACAAGCCUCAGAUCCAGUCCAACCCAGGGACAAACUUCAACUUUAUGGCAGACAAGAUGCAUGGAGAAAAGUUGGCACUGACUGAGUUUGAAGUGUAUCGAGUUGAAGCCUUGGAAGAUCUCCUGUCCAGUCCCUGGAGGAAUGUCCAGUGGGCCGCAGAGAGGAGGCAGCAGCUGGUGGAAAAUAUUAAGAGCUAUAAGCCUGAACUUAAAACAGUCCCCCAAGCCCGUGUGUUGUUGGUGGGGCCCGUCGGGGCUGGCAAGUCCAGCUUUUUCAACUCCAUCAACUCACUGUUUCGAGGCAACAUGACGUCCCAGGCCAUCGCUGGUACAGCAGGGAAGAGCGUAACCACUCAGUUCCGCACCUACACCAUCAAGGUGGGGAAAGGUGGCGAAGCUCUUCCUUUGAUACUGUGUGACACAAUGGGGCUGGAGGAAAAUGCUGAUGCUGGUUUGGACAUUGACGACUUAGUCAACAUCUACAAGGGCCACAUAAAGGAUCGCUGCCAGCUUAUUCCCUCCAGUCCUCUCCAGGAGGACAAUCCUAACUUUAGGAAGGAGGCGACUCUGAAUGAUGUGAUUCACUGUGUUGUUUAUGUGGUCGACACCUGCAAGGUCUCUCUCCUCACCCAAAAGAUGCUGGACAAGUUUGCCGUAAUUCGCAAGAAGACCAACCAGCUGGGAAUUCCUCAGAUUCUGCUGAUGACUAAAGUGGACGAGGCCUGCCCGCUGGUGGCAGAAGACUUAAGGGAUGUUUAUCGCAGUGUUUACAUCCAGAGGAAGGCCCGGGAGUUGAGCGAGUCUCUGGGCAUCCCCUUGUCCUGCGUGCUGCCGCUGAAAAACUACAGCGUGGAGCUGGAGCUGGACCAGGACACUGACAUACUGCUGCUGACUGCUGUGGAGCAGAUGCUGAACUACGCAGACAACUUCUUAGAGAAUCAGUUUGUAGAGUGCCCCGAGGAACAUAAAUUUGUGUAGGCCAAUGAGGAUGUCAACAUCGCCAUGGUUCCCUUGCAAAAAGCCAAAGGGAUUUUCCAUUUGAUUUCACAUUACUGCAGGAAAUAAGCUCUGUGGCGAACGUUUAUGAUGCUUUACAUGUUUUGUUCAG